Anastrepha ludens (Mexican fruit fly) is the source of this 1386-nucleotide messenger RNA. Its product is annotated as UPF0746 protein DDB_G0281095-like. The transcript has 3 exons. NCBI's taxonomy places the organism in Eukaryota, Metazoa, Arthropoda, Insecta, Diptera, Tephritidae. Bases 346 to 1227 code for a protein of 293 amino acids. The record is from RefSeq and is a predicted model, not a curated record.
AGCAUUUGCUACGCUUUUGUUGCUGUAAAGUAAUCCGUGUUGCAAGCGUGUCUUCGCGAAACGGCCCAGAAUUCAGGGCACAUUGUGACCGACGACCGGUGACAGCUGUAUGAGCGAAGCAUUUUUCCUUUACGCUGAAAAAAAUAGUAAAUUUUAUCUUUAUCGACAAUUCGUUUUUGCGCAAUACACUUAACGGUACAUAUUGUCUACGGUUUAAAAACGGUUUCGGUGACGCGUUGAUUUUACGGUAAUACGCGGUGGUUUCGGUUAAACUAAAAUAUAUAAAUAAAUCGCAGAUUUUGUGUAUUUUGCAAAUUAAUCGAGAAAAUAUAAACAGACGACCAAAUGUUGGCCUUUCAUAACGAGCACAUAGCAAGCUGUGCCUUUUUAACUUACUUUAGCCCGGAGAGCACAACGACGGCUGCGAACUCACCAACAAUGCCACAAGCAGCUGCGCUUAAUGAUAAAUCGGCCUUAACAGGGAUAGCCACGACGACAAGGCCAUUAGUUGCUGAUGAUGGCGUUGCCAGCUAUUCCAACGGCAGCACCAAUAAUCACUGCAGUGGAAACUACAGACGCAGCAUGACCACCGGCAUCCACAAUAACAACACUAAUAGCCACUGCAGACGCUUGCAGCCCUACUUUUUGGGCAUAACGCGUUUACGACUGCAAUUGCAACAACAGUUGAAGCAGCAGCAGCAACAGCAACAACAAAAGCAGCACCAACAACACCCGCAGCAACAACAACAAUUCAAUAGUCUACAAUAUCAUCAUCAACAGCUCAAUAACAACAAUCAACUGCGGCCAAUGCAGCUAAGUGCAACACAACCACAGAGGCGUUUGUUGCACAUUGUGCAGCUGCAGCAAAUGCGGCAAUUUAUAAGACAACGGCAACAAGUACAACAAAAGCAAUUGCAACAGCAACAGCAACAAUAUGAGCAACAACAACAACAAGAACAUAAUCUAAAAUAUCAACAACAUGUAACAUUGCAACAACAAGCAACAAAGCUUUUGUUACCCGUUAAUUUAGUGCCGCGCAUUCCGAAUUGUUUUAGUAGUAGUAGUAGUAGUAAUCGUAAUGCGGCUGCUGUUGGUGUCAAUACCAAUGACACUGGCAGCAGCUGUAAUGCUACGGUUAUAAUGCCAGCAACAACAACAACAACAGCAGCAGCAGCGUGUAACCCGCUAAAACUGCCAUCUUUGAAAUCCAUUGUUAAGCUUUGCUAACAGCCAUUAUGCACAUCGAUGGCGGCGGCAGCGGCGACCACGACGACGAUGGCGACGGCGACGACGAAUGCCACCAGCGAUGUUGCAAAUGAGCCAGCAAAUGCGCCAACAAGCAGCUUCCUCGACAACGGCGACAUGCAGCAUGAAUUUGAUGCAGAU